Messenger RNA from Acanthochromis polyacanthus (spiny chromis), 1720 nucleotides. Its product is annotated as inositol-tetrakisphosphate 1-kinase-like. Gene Ontology annotation, cellular component: cytoplasm. NCBI's taxonomy places the organism in Eukaryota, Metazoa, Chordata, Actinopteri, Pomacentridae. Gene Ontology annotation, biological process: inositol trisphosphate metabolic process. The transcript has 10 exons. The coding region runs from base 34 to 990 and encodes 318 amino acids. Gene Ontology annotation, molecular function: ATP binding; magnesium ion binding; inositol-1,3,4-trisphosphate 5-kinase activity. The record is from RefSeq and is a predicted model, not a curated record.
GGGUCACUUGUCUCCUGGUGGACUCGGAGCUCCAUGUCAGGCCGCAGGGUUGGAUUCUGCCUGAGCGACAAAAAGCGCAGGAGGAUGAACCUGGACGCUUUUGCAGAGUUCUGUGAGGGUCAUGGAGUGGAAGUGGUGGAGAUUGACCUCACUCAGCCACUGGUACCUCAGGGACCCUUUGACAUCAUCGUUCACAAGCUGUCUGAUGUCAUCGUGGAGGCUGAGCACAACAGCCAAUCACAGCAGCUCCUUGCCAACUUCCAGAGCUAUGUGUCAACUCAUCCCAGUACGAUCCUGCUGGACCCCUUACCCGCCAUGACUCAACUUCUGGACCGCUUUGCCUCCUAUCGGAUAAUGAGCAAGCUGCACAACUCACUCCGAGACUGGCGCAUCUGUAGUCCUCCCUACCUGGAGAUCCACAGUGCCGCUGACCUUUCCUCCAUUCAGCAGACUGUGACAGCUCAGAACCUCAGCUUCCCUCUCAUUUGUAAAACCAGAGUAGCACAUGGCUCACUUUCCCAUGAAAUGUCCCUGAUCUUCAGUGCGGGCAGCCUGGCUGAUGUCCGUCCUCCCUGUGUGCUCCAGAGCUUUGUGAACCACGGUGCUGUUCUGCAUAAGGUGUUUGUGGUAGGAGACAGACACUACUGCGUAGAGAGACCCUCACUCAAGAACUUCCCCUCCGGUCCCUGUGACAGGGAGACCAUCUUCUUCAACAGCCAUCAGCUGGAUGAGGAGAUGCCGUGCCUGCCUCCGCCCAGCUUUGAAGCUGUGGCUGCCCUGGUCCGGGAGCUCCGAGCUCAGCUGGGCAUGGCCCUGUUUGGUGUGGACAUCAUCAUCAACAUCCACACGCACACGCUCACCGUCAUCGACAUCAACAUCUUCCCAGGUUACGAGGGCGUUCCCCAGUUUUUCUCCUCGCUGCUCAGCCACAUCAAAUCAGUGUUGGACAAACACUCCUCUGCUGGACCUCAGGCCACCGGAUCUGUUUAGUCAGCACAGACUGCAGGUCCUUCUGUCAGUGUUUGAUCAGAGGACAAACAACAUUCAUUAGAACAAAUGUUUUUACUGUUUUGUUGGACCAAACUCAGCUCUUUUGCUUCAGUAGUUGUAACUGGUAAACUUGAUGCUAAACUUUAUAAUAACUUCUGGCUGCUAACUUCUCCUGCUCUGUUUUAGUCGACAGACAAACGAGGCAACACAAGGUGGUCUGAUACACUUUCCAUUUAUUGAUUGACAGGUAGCAUAGAAGAAGAUACAGCAGGCACAAAAUACAGCACUCUGAUUGGCCGGUAAUAUUACAAAUGAUGUUUUUCUGAUCAUUUUUUCCCCCCAGGUGUUUGAACUGUCUUCUAUGCCCAGUAUGUCACCCCCACCACAGACGUUUCCCACAGCUUUGUUUGCUGGUUUGUCAGAUCAAUUUUGUGGAAACAUUUUUGCACUUCUAUAGAAAAACAAAACUACAGUACAUUCAUUUUUAAUUUAAGUGAACAAACAUCUCCUCUUUGGAACAGACAGUAAUGAGCUCCUCAGCGCUGACUGAUAAUAUAUUUUAUCACUACGUGUUUAACAAGUCCACCGGCUGCUUGGCCAGUGUCGGAGUACAUAAAUGUGUUGUAAAUCUUGGCUGUGUAGAAAAAAGAGAGAUUAUAUUUGCUAUAUGAGUACUGUAUGAUGCACUUUGAUUACAUGUUAAAAUACAUGAAAUUCAUUAUUUGGCUAA